AUGGAUCAGCAAUCCAGAACGCCGUCUCGCCUCCCUCGCCCAGUCUCGAGAAUCCCUUUGCCUACUUCGACUACCAGCUCCGCUUCGCUCAAACCUUCCCCGUCGCGCGAGAGACUUAGUACUGACCCGGGAUUGAGAAUCGAUAGACUCCGACGGCCCUCUUCAGAAUUCAAGAAACCGCUUCCAAGAACCUUACAGCCGAGGAAUUUUCGGAAUGGCUACCAGCAAAAACGAGUUGUCUCUAUGGCAAGUGACGGGCUAGGCUCGGAGAACGAGAAGCUGCUAGAUGCAAGAGACAACAGCCUUGAAGAUACGCUAUCACAAGACGUUGAGAAUCGCGGUCGCGUACGGCCAUCUUUGUCGCAAAGAACGAUUGAAACCCUUUCGCAGAUUCCGCCGUCUCCUGCCUCUUCUAGGAGGCCAUCGGCCAUUUACAAUGCGACUAGCCCGAUACGGUCCCCAUCUCGUCCGCCGUCUUCUAUGACAAGCUACUCAAGGUCGCCCUCCCGAUCCUCUACUUCUCGUCAGCUGAGUGGCAACGACUUUUUCUCCGGCCAACCGUCUAGCGUACGAUUACCGUCACGGCCUCGCCCGCCGUUGUCUGCGAAUGCCCCCGCUAGUGAUCAUACGCCUUUAAUCAGUACGGAUGGCCCUACGAAGUUAGCAAAGCCGAUGGCGAGAAGAAGUGUCUACGGUGGCGCUGGUCCAACUCAGGAAUCGCGUGCUGCACUGAGUAAGGCGCCGGCAGACGGCACGAUUGCACCUCCAAAUCUUCAAGUGAAGAAAACCCGAAAGGUUCAGCCAAAGACGUCCGAUUUGAGGCUCAAUUUGGGAGCCAAGGCAGCCACAGUGCUCGAAACCGCAGAGUCGACCUCGACGGAUACAAAAAAAGCAUCAAAAUCGUCCAGCGCCCUGAGGGAGAGUAUUGCAAAAGCCAAAGCUGCACGAAAAGCAGCAGCCCAAAAAGGGCCCCAGACGUCGCCUCUUGAUGCGUGGACGGAAGCAGAUAUUGAAGACCCGUUCAACCAGAGGCUCAAGGUUUCGAACAAAGGCUUGCUUCGGAAGAGACUAGAUGCAGGCCGAACAACAGGUGCCCUCAACAUUGCUGCCAUGUCUUUGGCCAUUUUCCCUGACGAGGUCUUAUCAAUGUAUGAUUUCGAUCCCAACGCGACUACAGAUUGGUACGAAAGCGUGGACUUGGUCAAAUUCAUUGCUGCAGACAACGAGUUUACUGAGCUCCCUGAAGCGGCCUUUCCAGACAUAUCUGGUGAAAUGGACAUGGACUCGGACGACAAGGGAAACCAAUUUGGGGGGCUAGAAUCACUAGACCUACACGGCAACCUGCUAGAGCGUCUUCCUAUAGGAUUCAGAAGGCUGGAACGGCUUCACACGCUAAAUCUCUCGAAUAACAAGCUAUCUAUGGACGAUAUCGAUGUGGUUCUCGAAAUAACGAGCCUACGGGAUCUCAAACUUGCAAAGAAUCAAUUGGCAGGCUCAGGCUCUUUUCUCGAAGGUAUCGGCCGACUUGCCAAUCUUGAAGUUCUUGACCUUCAUGAUAACUCUAUCACCGCCCUCCCAGGAACGAUUGCAGACCUCAAGUCCCUUAGAGUCUUGAAUCUAGGACAGAACCGAAUGACCUCCCUCCCCUUCGAGGCACUAUGCACGCUUCCUUUAAGAGAGAUAAUUGCUUCAAAGAACAGAUUACAGGGCGCUUUAUUCCCUUCCUCUGUGGACAGGAUGGACUUCCUACAAACUCUGGAUGUGGUUGGUAACGCGCUCACGAGUAUUGCAGAAAGCUUGACGCUGCCUGCUUUGCAGACCCUAGCAAUCAGCAUGAACCGUAUACGGAGCUUGCCUGAUAUCACCACCUGGCAAGCGCUCCUGACCCUAUCAGCCGAAGACAACAGUAUAUCGGAACUCCCAUCGGGCUUCACGGAGAUAAAUUCUCUGAGAAAUGUGGAUCUUACUGGCAACGAUAUCACCAGAUUGGAUGAAAGAAUCGGCUUGAUGGACAGCCUCUCCACUUUCCGCAUCGCCAACAAUCCCCUCCGCGAACGCAAAUUCCUAAGCAUGGCCGUGGAGGAUAUGAAGCGUGACCUAAGAAGUAGAUGUGAGCGUGAGGUUCAGGAAACAGAUGACGAGGAAGGUUCCGUCGCUACGCAGUUUACUCUUGCACCAGAGACGCCAACUCAGACGUCGGGCUGGCAGCUCAAGCCAGGAGGCGUACUGGACAGAUCUUACACCGAUAUGUCAGACGUUGAGGUUGAUAAACUGGAGACUAUCAAUCCCAGCGAUGUCAGAUACCUAUAUUUGCAACACAAUAGCCUGCGGUCUUUCCCUGUCCCAGCUCUCAGUUUGCUUGCAGCGAAUCUGAGCGAUUUGGACUUGUCCCAUAACCCGCUUGAUCUCUCUCUUUUUACUUCCUCAGUGGUACUGGCUAGCCUACAUACCCUCAAUCUGUGUGCCACGGGUAUCAUCACUCUUGAACCGUUCAUGACUAAUUUACAUGCCCCUUCAUUGACCUUCCUUGAUGUGUCGUCAAACGGCCUUACUGGGACCCUCCCCCGUAUCCGACAAGCGUAUCCGAAACUGACCACGUUCCUGGCUGCGGAAAAUCAGUUGGAUAGUUUGGAAUUUGAAGCCGUACAGGGUCUUCAGGUGCUCGAUGUGAGUAACAACAACAUCAACUCUCUCCCACCGAAGCUUGGCCUGCUCCGAGCCGACGGCAAACGUGCCAACUGGGGUGGCGAUUCACCUCUACCAUUGCGACGAUUUGAGGUGGCCGGUAAUUCUUUUCGGGUUCCGCGUUGGCAGAUUGUCGCCAAAGGUACGGACGCUAUCCUUGAAUGGCUCAAGGAUCGGAUGCCCGCAGAAGAAUUGCAUGAAUAUGAGUCGGGCGAUGAGAAAGACUAG
Aspergillus mulundensis is the source of this 2913-nucleotide messenger RNA. RefSeq lists its product as uncharacterized. The record is from RefSeq and is a predicted model, not a curated record. The coding region runs from base 1 to 2913 and encodes 970 amino acids. The transcript has a single exon. Gene Ontology annotation, molecular function: protein binding. NCBI's taxonomy places the organism in Eukaryota, Fungi, Ascomycota, Eurotiomycetes, Eurotiales, Aspergillaceae.